Folsomia candida is the source of this 1568-nucleotide messenger RNA. Its product is annotated as protein lifeguard 1. NCBI's taxonomy places the organism in Eukaryota, Metazoa, Arthropoda, Collembola, Entomobryomorpha, Isotomidae. The transcript is spliced from 3 exons. The coding region runs from base 72 to 1076 and encodes 334 amino acids. Gene Ontology annotation, cellular component: membrane. The record is from RefSeq and is a predicted model, not a curated record.
AUAGCGACUACGCUCGCGAUUAUGUCAGGUGAGUGGUGGCCAAAUUACACCCUCUCCUUAUUCCGUUAAAAAUGUCGUACUCCCAAAAUCCAGAAAUCUACGUAAUUGACGACACCAAGUCCCCCACACCAACCGCACCUCCACCAUACUCCCCAGUUGAACCUCUCCCACAUUAUCGCGACACCACAUAUGACGAACAUGAGGUAAUUUUCCACUUCACAGAUGCCUCCAUCCGGCAAGGUUUUGUCAGGAAAGUUUUUGCCAUUCUUCUUAUCCAAACUGUAGUCACUUUUGGUAUCAUCACUUUAUCCACGUUCAUCGAACAGAUCCGGGACAUCCUCCACAGUUCCGCCUUCCUCUAUAUUUCCAUCCCACUUGUUAUCCUGGACUUGAUCUUCCUCUAUCUCAUCUCCCUCAAACCACAUCUAUUGGUAGCCACUCCAGCAAAUUAUAUUGCUUUGGGGGUGGUCACCCUGUGCACAACGGUGCCGCUGGCGGUUGCAUCUUCAUAUGUUGACAUAAAAUACGCCUUGUUCUUACCCACCGCAUUACUCCUGGCGUCCACCCUUUCCAUCCUAUUAUUUACGUUACAAUCCCGCCGGGAAUUAUGCACAUUUGGGGGAUUUCUUCUCACCACGUUAUCCACAACGGUCAUAGCGGUCAUCCUAUUCUUCGCGUUUCGUUCCGAAGCUAAGGAAAAUGGGGAUGAAGUUAUAAUUGGAGUCAUCCUUGGAAUUGCUGGAAUGGCAACAAUCAUUUUUGGGACGAUAUGGGUCGCUCUAGUUCGUGGGUUGAUGUUUUCCGAGAAAAAAACAAGUAGUUUAAAUUGUUCCCCGGAAGACUACAUUUUAGCCGCGAUGUUGCUCUAUGUCGCCAUCAUUUUGAUCUUCCUGGUCAUAUUGUUGAUUGUCCUACUCGUCCUGGGAGCGAGUAGUAGUAGUAGUUCGAAUUCAUGUAGUGGUGGGGGUGGUUGUCAUGGGGGAUGGAUCUGGUUUUUUCCAAUUUAUGGUAGAACCCACUACAGCGGGAGGAACGUGGAAGGGCAAGAAGGUGGAGAUGAGGCACGCGAAGUUUAGAGAUGUAACAUUAUAACAUAUAGUUAAAUUAUUUGUGUGAUAGGGUUGUGGAAAUAAUAAUGAUAAUUACUUGAAUGAGAAAAAUAAAGUGUAAAUAUGGUGGGGUUAAUGAAUGAGGCAAUAUGGGUUUUAAUGGUUCACUUAAAAUAAUUGUGGAUGACUGAUAUUGGUUAUUUUAAAUUGGCACCUUUCGGAAGACGAGCAAGAUAAAUACUUAUUUUAUUACUGUGCUGCGAAGCUGUUUCAAAUUUAUAGUUAAUGUUGAAUUAGUUGUUUUUAUCUUGCUAAUCGAAAAAGCAAUGUCGUACUGGAUCCCGGGUGGGUUGGAUAUGCUCACGACCAAUUUGUUAUUCAUGUUACAACAAUAACUGUUAAAAUUAAUGGACCAAUUAGUUCGAUAUUGGAUCAAUUUAAUUUAUUAAGACCACUCACAGCAGUCGAAACUGUCACUCAGAUUGCGAUGUUAAUUAAAUUGAUUGGAAAUAAAUUGGU